CUCGCUUCCGCUUCGGGAGUGUGGCUCGUUCGGUGAGGGGAGGAGGAGAAGUAUAAGGGGUGGGAGCGGCCCUGUUUUUCCUUCCUUCGGACGCGCGCGCGCUGCUUUCGGGCGGGAAAAGGGCUGAGUGGCUCGAGCUGACCACCCGAUAUUAGAGCGGCCCUCCUUUGAGGAGCCGGCGGGGAGCGAAGGAGUGUGAGGCGCUGAGUGCUCCCCCUUCCAUUUUCUUUCCUCUUCUUCGUCUGCCUCCCGCAGCUCCGGGGUGGGGCCGGCAGAGCCAGCGGGCGGGGCCGGGCAAGGAAAGGCAAGGGGGCGAUGCCGACUCAGCGCGAGAGCGGCAGCAACAGCGGCGGCGGGAACACCAUGUCUCACCCGGGCCUCGGAGGCGGCGGCGGCGGCGUCCCUGGGGGUCUGGGUGGCCCCACUGGGGAAAGCGCCCAUCAGGUCCGCGUCAAGGCUUAUUAUAAGGGGGACAUUAUGAUAACCUAUUUUGAACCUUCCAUCUCCUUUGAGGGAUUGUGUAAUGAAGUUCGAGACAUGUGCGCCUUUGAUAAUGAACAGCUUUUUACGAUGAAGUGGAUCGACGAAGAAGGGGAUCCAUGUACCGUUUCUUCUCAGCUGGAACUGGAAGAAGCUUUUCGAUUGUAUGAAUUAAACAAGGAUUCCGAACUCCUAAUACAUGUGUUUCCUUGUGUACCAGAAAGGCCUGGAAUGCCCUGUCCCGGAGAAGAUAAGUCUAUUUAUCGUCGAGGUGCACGACGAUGGCGAAAACUCUAUUGUGCAAAUGGUCAUACUUUCCAAGCCAAGCGAUUCAAUAGGAGAGCCCAUUGUGCCAUCUGUACUGACAGGAUUUGGGGACUGGGGCGCCAGGGAUAUAAAUGCAUCAAUUGCAAACUCCUUGUUCACAAAAAAUGUCACAAACUUGUUACCAUAGAAUGUGGUCGACACACACUACCACCAGAGACUAUGGAUCACUCAUCAGUGCAUCCUGAUAACAUGGAACCAGUGAUUCCUUAUCAUCCUUCAAGUCAUGAAAGUUUGGACCAUGUUGGCGAAGAAAAGGAGGCAACAAGUGUUAGAGAAAGUGGUAAAAUAUCUUCUAGUCUGGGUCUCCAAGAUUUUGAUCUACUUCGAGUUAUAGGGAGAGGAAGUUAUGCAAAAGUACUUCUGGUUCGGUUAAAGAAGACAGAGCGCAUUUAUGCAAUGAAAGUUGUGAAAAAAGAACUAGUCAAUGAUGAUGAGGAUAUUGAUUGGGUUCAGACAGAAAAACAUGUCUUUGAGCAGGCUUCAAAUCAUCCUUUUCUUGUUGGUCUUCACUCUUGUUUCCAGACAGAAAGCAGACUAUUUUUUGUUAUAGAGUAUGUAAAUGGAGGGGAUCUCAUGUUUCAUAUGCAGCGCCAAAGGAAAUUGCCAGAAGAGCAUGCAAGGUUUUACUCGGCAGAGAUCAGUUUAGCAUUAAACUACCUUCAUGAAAGAGGAAUAAUUUAUAGGGACUUGAAACUUGAUAAUGUGUUGCUGGAUUCUGAGGGACAUAUCAAACUGACUGACUAUGGGAUGUGCAAGGAAGGAUUAAGGCCUGGAGACACAACCAGCACUUUUUGUGGCACUCCUAACUACAUUGCUCCUGAGAUCUUGCGCGGAGAAGAUUAUGGAUUUAGCGUGGACUGGUGGGCUUUAGGUGUCCUGAUGUUUGAAAUGAUGGCAGGCAGAUCACCGUUUGAUAUUGUUGGAAGCUCUGAUAAUCCUGAUCAAAAUACAGAAGACUAUCUUUUCCAAGUUAUUCUAGAGAAGCAAAUCCGUAUCCCACGAUCCCUUUCUGUAAAAGCAGCAAGUGUUCUAAAAAGCUUUCUUAACAAGGAUCCAAAAGAACGUUUAGGUUGCCAUCCUCAAACAGGGUUUGCAGACAUUCAGGGACAUCCAUUUUUUCGUAACGUUGAUUGGGAUCUGAUGGAACAGAAACAAGUGGUACCUCCAUUUAAACCAAACAUAUCUGGAGAAUUUGGUCUGGACAACUUUGAUUCCCAAUUCACUAAUGAGCCUGUUCAACUUACUCCUGAUGAUGAUGACAUUGUAAAGAAGAUUGACCAGUCUGAAUUUGAAGGCUUUGAAUAUAUCAAUCCCCUUCUGAUGUCUGCUGAGGAAUGUGUCUGAUCUCCCACGUCUGAACUGUGUCCUCUUAUUGACACAUUUUUCUGCAUGGAUGAACAGUUUUCUGUUGGGAUGUAAUUGAGAAAAUGCAUUUACCUUUGUCAUUUGCCAUCAAGUAUGAACUAUUCACUAAUCUGUUAUAAGCUGGAUGCUGUUUAUUAGAACGUUAAAGGAAUCCGAAAUGUUAAAACAGAUUUUGCCAAAGUUGAACUCAUAACACAGAGGCAACCAUUUGCCUACAGGCUUCCUUAUGUGAAGUAGAGGAUGUUGCCAGCUGUUCUCCUUGAAAUAUAAUGCAGCUCUGGGUUCAAAGUAGUUUAGUUAAAGAGCACCUGAUCACAUUAAGUGAAAUUAACACAUCCAGGUCACCUGUCUUCAGUUUCACAUGUGACUGUUGCUAGAGCAAACUAAAAUUAAUAUAGGUAUGCUCCCAAAUUCACUUGGAGAACCCUGAUUAAACCUGAGUUCUCAGAUGUAAUUAAGAAGUGUACUCAAGUUGAUGAUGAACUCCUAAUGUGUUAUGCUGAAACCAUACAAAGGGUAGCAUGGAAAUUUACAUACACUGCCACAGCCCUCUUCCAAUCCAUGUAUCUUCAGCAUUCAGUGUGAACUGGACUUGCAUUUUUAUCUUCUGUGUUUUAGAACUGCAAUCCUGUGCACACUUGAAAACAACCUUUGUUGAAUUUGUUGGAAUUUAACUUCUGAGGCAUAGGAUCAUGCUCUAAUAUUUGCCAUUUCUUCAGGAUUGUAUUUAAAGCCUUGUUACUUCCUUAGACUUGAUGAAAGUGGCACAGCAUUUACUUUAAGGUUGACAGAGCCAAGGAAAAUAAAUGAUUCCUUGGUAAUGGAGACCAUGGCUCUCUUUAAAGAGGAUUUUGCUCUCAAACACCAUGUAGUAGGUUUGACUCCAAAUUUUUUUUCAUUGGUGAACUAAAGUUCUUUGGUACACAUCCUUGUUAUGUAAAUGAGUGCCUUCUUAAGUCUGUCCUUUUAGAAAGGGCUAAUAUAAUGUAUGGUAUCAGUUGAAAUUAGAAUUAAUAGGGAGGGGUGUUUUUUUGAAGUAUUUAGCACGAAUAGGCAGCUAAAGUUAACAAAAAAUACCUAAUGGCACCAUCUUCAUUGUCUUGUAUCUUCUGAUUAGGUAGACCAGAAAUUAUUUUCAUUAUAGAUUUAGAAGGCUAGUAGUCUCAUACAGCAUCUAUACAGUUUGAAAAGCAUUACACUAUACUACUACAAAAGGACCCCUCUACUAAUGUGAUUAGAGAAGUUGUGUUACACUCAUGACCCUAUACAUUCAGAUCUAAGAUGUCUGCAAAGGUUUUCUGUAUGGAUUAAUAUCCAGUAGUCAGUGCAGGAAUAAAUACAAAUUCAAAUCAGCUAGGUCACUGAAGAUGCAAGUUCUAAAGGUCUGUAUAUAAUUAAUAUAAUGGUGUACCAAGAAAAACAUGCAUGCUUCAUCUUAAAAGUCAAGCUGGCUGGAAAUUUUGCUUGAUUUUUAAAUGCUUGUAAAGAGAAGGGAUUUUCAAAGUGUUUUAGAUAAUGUAGAAAUAUGGACCUAACUGAAUAAUAGUCCAAAACCAAGCACAUUCUAGUUAGUCUUCUGUGAUGUUAAUUAUUCUCUCUGCCAUUGUGAACUUAAUCUAUGGUACAUUAAGGCAAAAAAUGCCUAUUUGAAUAGUAUGCAUUAUCUUCAUUGUACUUUUCAAACACUGACAUGUUGAAGAAGAUGAAUUAAUCCACCCUUGGUACUUAGCCUUACUUCUUGAUUAAGCUCAUGUCAGUUGCAGGGUAUGUCUAAGAACACUUAGCUAUGUUUAGACCUGAUUAGUAAUUUAUGAGUUUAAAUUCUUGAUGGGGGUGGGGAAAUGUCUGUGCGUGGUAUAACAUAGUGAGUAAUCCAAACCCAAAUCUGCCGGGAUGAAUAGUGUUUGGAAUAGAUGGAUCUCCUGCUGAGCUGGCUGAGCCUGGGCUCUGCUGUGGCUACACCAGCUGAAGUCCCUCACCCUGAUAUGCUAGUGUAAGUCCUCCUCCAUCCUGGCUCAGCCAAAGCAAGGGGCUGAAAAAGGUGCAGGGCAGGGGUAGACCCCUAUUCCAAACUCCAUUCAGCUCAGUCAUGUGACCUAGCAAUCCAGUGGAAGUUACACUGGCAAAAAGGAUAGUGUAAGUCAAACUCUUAUUUUAAAAGCUUGUUUUCUUUGUCAAGCUCUGUUCAGCUCAGCUGACAGUAGCCUCACUCCUGAAUGGAGUUUGGAAUAAGGAUAAAUUACACUGGCAUAACUUAACCUGGUGUAAUUUACACUGGCUUCCUGCAGUUUGGAUUGCUGUGCCCAACAGCCAUCUUAUUACAUAGCUCUUGCACUUACUUCUCAAAGUCCUUUUCUUAAAGUGUCUGAAAUGAGGCCACUAAUAGUGGCUUCAAUUCAUAAGCUUCAUGGUACAAAAUGACUUUAUAUAAAAGGUACGUUCUCUGACUCACAAAUUGUGGAGUAAGUGGAAUUCUCAUCUCCGAGACUUUUCUGCUCCUAAGCACAAAAGCAGUAAAAUUUCAGAUGUUACAAUAUGUUUCCUGCCCACUUUGUAUAUAUGUGUAAUAUAUAUUUCAUCUUAUAGUGUCAACUUUAACAAAGAUUUGAGUGACAUUAAAAGCAAACGUCAAGUUUUUGUUUUAUUCAUGUUUUCAGACAAGUGCCAUGGUAUUAAGUUAAUUUUUUAAAAAACCAUUUUGUUAAAGGCUGUCUUAAAAUAUUGAACAGGGAAGUCAGACAUGGACAGCGAAUGCAUGAUGUUGUGAAGUAACAUUUUAGUAUAAAAAUUGGACUAAAUGGGUGCUUCCAUCUUGUACUGUGUUUUUCCAUUUUGCAGUCUUGUAUUGUGUAAUUUCCUCUUGUAUUUCUGCACAUUUUUUUACUUUCCAUUGUAAGUUUAAAAAUUAAAAAGAGCAGAGCUUUU
Rhineura floridana is the source of this 5097-nucleotide messenger RNA. It is a transcript of the gene PRKCI, whose product is annotated as protein kinase C iota. Lineage: Eukaryota; Metazoa; Chordata; Lepidosauria; Squamata; Rhineuridae. Gene Ontology annotation, biological process: protein phosphorylation. The record is from RefSeq and is a predicted model, not a curated record. The transcript is spliced from 18 exons. Gene Ontology annotation, molecular function: diacylglycerol-dependent serine/threonine kinase activity; protein binding; ATP binding. Bases 316 to 2151 code for a protein of 611 amino acids.